AUGGCUGCCCAGGGAGAUCUUCCUCCGCCAAUUUCGACAAGUGCCGCCCCUCCUGCUUUUCUGCACGAGCCUCCCGUGCAGACGCUCUUCUCAAACUCCACGGGCACGCUUGUCUCGUGCUCGGCUUCCGGCCAGCCUCGGCCAUCGGUGACGUGGACCAAUGAAACCGGCUCGCCUCUUGAGCCGCUGCCGGGACUGCGCCGUAUCAGGCUAGACGGGACGCUGGAGUUUUUCCCUUUCCGCGGAGACGAAUAUCGCCAGGACGUGCACUCUGCACGGUACCGGUGCCGUGCCUCCAACACACUCGGUACCGUGGUGAGCCGGAGUGUCCACGUCAGAGCCAUGGUGCAGCAGAAAUACGAAGUACGGGUCUACGACGAUUUCGUCAUCCGUAUGAAUACAGGCGUGCUGAGGUGUCACAUUCCCAAAUACGUCAAGGAAUACGUUGUCGUGACGUCAUGGACACGCAGCGACGGUUUCAUCAUCUCCGUGCAAGCUAUUCCAGACGAAAAUUCAAAGUACGUGGCCUUCAGGACGGGCGAGCUGCACGUGCGGCGGGCGGGUCCCGAGGACAGCCAUCAUUCGUUUCAGUGCCAGACAAAGGACACACUCACCGGUGCCGUGGUGAGCAGCAUCACGACGGGAAAACUGGUCAUCACAGAGCCCCACUCCAGCAUACCUGCCAAGGUGAUCCACUCGAGCCGCCAGGUGGAGGGACCACACGGCUCCACUCUCUUCGUUCCGUGCGAGGCCCAAGGACACCCGCAGCCAUCGUACCGCUGGUACCGCCAGCACGGGACCCACCUUCGGCCGCUGCUGCCCAUCGGGGAGCCCGGCAUUGUGUUCGUCGGUGGCACUCUGGUCUUUCGACGUGCCUCGGUUCAGGACAGCGCCACGUACGUGUGCGUCGUGAGCAACGGUGCCGGCGUCGAGGAUAAGAACGAGAUCCAGGUGCUCGUCACAGAGCCCUUGGAGGUGGACAUGUGGACGCGAACGAGGGAGGUGCGCUCCGGAGACACCCUCACUCUCAACUGCAGCGUGUCCGGAUUUCCCGUGCGCUCGGUCACGUGGUUCAAAGAUGGCCGCGCCAUCACGGGCCCGUCGGCCGUCAAGACGUCGGUCUCUGGCAGCCGAGGUGGCCAGGUCUCGUCGCGGCGCGUGCUCAUGCUGAACCAGUACAUGCUGCGCAUACAGGCUGCGCAGAGCGACGACUCCGGCGUCUACCAGUGCCACGCGGAGAACGAGCGAGACUCGGCGCAGGCGCAGGCCUUCGUCCACGUCAGGUCUGAACCACCGGUCCUGGUAUCCCACUUCCAGGACGUCGUGGUACGCCCAGAGGAACCAGUGUCACUACGAUGUGCCGCCACUGGGACGCCGCUGCCUCAAAUCACGUGGUCUCUUUACGACGUCCAAGUUCAGGACUCCAGCCGGGUUCGCGUGGGAGACUACGUGAGCCGCGACGGCUCCGUCAUCAGCUUCGUCAACGUGACGCGGGUGCGGCACGAAGACGGCGGUGCCUACCGUUGCGAGGCCUCCAACGUGCACGGCUCGCACGCGCACUCCGGUCGCCUGAACGUGCUCGGGCCACCGGCGGUGCGCGACAUGCCCAACCGGACGGUCGUGGCGGGGCGCAGGGCCGUGCUGCACUGCCCGUACUACGGACAUCCCGUUAGCCGGGUGGCUUGGCACAAAGAUGCCAGAAGCCUACCCAGCAGCAAGCGCGUCAUGGCUCACGAGAAUGGCUCCCUUGUCCUGGAGGCGGUGAGCCGCAAUGACGACCAGGGACGCUAUUCCUGCUCAGUGCGCAACGAGCAAGGUAGCGAAGCACACAACCACUUUUACCUCCGGGUGCUCGUGCCGCCGUCCAUUACGCCCUUCUCGUUUCCCGAGAAGCCUCAGCUUGGCUCUCGAGCCAGUGUCACGUGCAGCGUGCCCGUGGGAGACCCACCCAUACGGCUGUCGUGGCUGCGAGACGGAAUGCCGCUGGAAUCGGACUCUUCUUCUACCUCUGCCGUGGGCAUUGCUGCGGGUCAUGUGGACGACUUCAUCUCAACGCUGGUGUUCAGGUCUCUACGCGAAGAGCACACGGCUGUAUACACAUGCCUUGCGGCCAACGAGGCCGCCUCGAUCAACUACUCAGCUCCACUCGUCGUUUACGCUCCACCAAGAUGGCGGCUAGAGCCCACAGAUGCCACGGUGACGACCGGUGAGCGCAUUAUACUGGACUGCCAGGCUGAUGGAACGCCAGAGCCACGAGUGCGCUGGAAAAAGUCUGCAGGUCCUCAGGGUACUGAAUUCCGCACAGUCAUCAGUAGCUCUCGCAUGCAAGCACUCGUCAAUGGCUCGCUGGUCAUACAAGAAGUUGAAACGCUGGACGCCGGUGGAUACAUGUGCGAGGCCUCCAAUGGAGUUGGUCUGCCCCUGUACACCGUUGUCCAUGUCAACGUUCACUCUCCGGCUACGGCACGCCAGCGCUUCAUGUCCAAAAUGGCUGCCAGAGGCCAAGUGGUGAAACUUCGUUGCGAGGCUUCUGGGGAUAAGCCUAUCAGGUUUUUCUGGUCCAAAGACAACAAACCUAUCAAGUCAUUCUCAAGUCCUAGGUAUUCGAUCGAAGACCAUUCCGAGGAAGACACUCCCUGGUCAGAGCUGGUGAUUCUGUUUGCCGAGAGGAAUGACACUGGUAGCUUCAGGUGCGACGUGUCAAACUCUUACGGACAAGACGAGCAGGUGACGCAUCUCUCUAUACAAGACCGCCCCGAACAACCUCCAAAACCGGAAGCGCUCAACGUACUCAGCCGAUCAGUGACCAUUCUGUGGAAAAGCCCCAGCGAUGGCAACUCUCCCAUCACCAAGUACAUCGUGCAAUACAAGAGGAGCAAGUCGUGGGACAAGCAGCUGAGCGAGAUGGUGGCCGAAUCUGACCAGAGCCAGGUGACGGUGCUGGACCUGCAGCCCCUCGCCGAGUACAACUUCCGUAUUCUCGCCCAGAACGCCAUUGGAGUCGGGCCUCCGAGCGAGGCACUCACCGUCGUCACCGACGGAGAAGUGCCUGCAACCCCUCCUCAGAGCGUCAAGGUGACUGCUGUCAGUUCAAGAAAGGUAGAAGUGUCUUGGAAGGCGCCGCCAGCGCACCUUCAAUACGGCGAAAUACAAGGCUACUACGUCGGCUACCGCGUUCACGGCUCCACUGAGCCGUACGUUUUCAAGACCGUCACCGCCUCCUCGAGCGCCCAGUCUUCAUCGCUCGUGUCCGAUGUCGGCGCAGCCACGCGAUGCGUGGUCGACGACCUGCAACGCGGCACAGCCUACGUCAUCGUGGUGCAGGCCUACAACGACAAAGGCGCGGGUCCCUUGUCCGACGAGAUACGGGUGCACACGCACGAGCACGGUUACCUGGCUCGCUGCCGCCUCUACGACGCCACCGAGUGGAAAGAAGUGUCCCUGGGCCCUGAAAAGCGAAGCUACCUGUUCGAGGGACUGCACUGUGUGCCUCAAGCCCCGUCAGCCAAAACGGCCGUGGUGACCAACACAAGUUAUCUAGGCCUAGUGCUGGCCGCCUGGAACGACGGAGGCUGUCCCAUCAGCCACUUCUUCGUCCAGUACCGGCCCCGCGACGAGUCUGACUGGACGCUGCUCAGCUCUAGGGUGCUGCCUGACCGUGACAUUGCGCUUAUUGUCGACCUCGUGCCUGGUACCUGGUAUCAGCUACUGACAGUUGCCUUCAACAGCGCGGGCUCCACCAGGACAGAGUACACAGUAGCAACACUAACCGCAGGCGGAGACCCCUUGGAGCCAGACAAGAUAUCAGAGGUUGGCCGGAAGAGCAGUGCUCAUAAGUACCGCAGCUUAUCCAUCAUAGUCCCUGUUUGCUGCUCAAUCGUGGUCCUCAUAGCCGUCAGCGUGGCCUUCAUUGUGCUGAUCUGGCGAAAAAGAGGCUCUCCUGCAUCGCCCGCUUCGGCUCUCGGUGCUUACGAAGGGGUGCGAUUUGGCGAUGACGGCAAGAUGGAUUCGAUCACUAUGUCGGAACUAGAGAAGUCUCACAUGAGCUUCGAGAGCGGCGACGCUGACACCGACGGCCGCAAGUACUACUACUCGUCGCCGUGCGUGUCCUCGAAGAUGGCCGACAUCUCACGCGUGGGCAAUGGCCGUGAUGACGACGCGGACGAGGCGUGUCUGCACACAAUGGCGAAGGUAGCAGCAGCCGCCUCUCCCUACGCUUCAGCUAGGACCGUCGUACAGCCGUACGACGUGCCACAGCAUCGGCGAGAUGGCUGCAAACCCCGUCGGUCAAAUGGUGUUCUCAAACAAGCCUUACGCAAGAACAAGCAACAGCAUCCCAUAGAGCUAUGCAGGGAAGACCAGUACCACGAGCGGUACACAGCCAAGUGUCGUGCCUCUUCUUACGACUACACCCCAUGCGCGGAGUACGGAAGACACCCUGCGGCCUCUGCCUACCACGUGUCCGAGCCCACGGACGCCAAUAUACUAGACAGGUAUGUGGCACAUGAAAAAGAAGAGAGUCAAGAUUGGAACGCCGACUAA
This is a messenger RNA of Rhipicephalus microplus (southern cattle tick), 4542 nucleotides long. RefSeq names its product cell adhesion molecule Dscam1. The record is from RefSeq and is a predicted model, not a curated record. Lineage: Eukaryota; Metazoa; Arthropoda; Arachnida; Ixodida; Ixodidae. Gene Ontology annotation, biological process: homophilic cell-cell adhesion; central nervous system development; dendrite self-avoidance. Gene Ontology annotation, cellular component: axon; plasma membrane. Gene Ontology annotation, molecular function: cell-cell adhesion mediator activity.